Messenger RNA from Clunio marinus, 411 nucleotides. The record is from the annotation of a GenBank genome assembly. NCBI's taxonomy places the organism in Eukaryota, Metazoa, Arthropoda, Insecta, Diptera, Chironomidae.
AUAGAUGACGGUAUAGAGAACAUUCUGUGGCAAAAACAUGUUGCCAUAGUUACAGUUAAUAUAUAUAUUCAGCAGGGACUGAAUAAACUCUUCUGAAACAUUGAUGGAGAAACGUUCCAUGUAGCGACAAACUCGCACACUAUUUCACAUCCGCUUUACACACACUUACACAUACUUAAGUUUGAAGCUCUGAACAAUGUGAAUAAUUCUAAGAAUAUGAAAGACCGACUCAGUCAGCAGUAUACAAUACCCUAUAUACAUUUUCAGUCAUUUCGUUGGGUCGUUGUAGAAGGCUACCUUCAUGCUUCGCUCAGAGUUCAUAACAUUGAAGAUGGAAAAGAAACGAAGCAUUUUCCGAUCGAGUAUAAUAAAGCUUUGUUAGUGAGCUUAUUGAUCUAUAGAGUUGUUUGA